Xenopus tropicalis (tropical clawed frog) is the source of this 463-nucleotide messenger RNA. It is a transcript of the gene rplp1, whose product is annotated as ribosomal protein, large, P1. Gene Ontology annotation, molecular function: structural constituent of ribosome. The transcript is spliced from 4 exons. Gene Ontology annotation, cellular component: ribosome; cytosolic large ribosomal subunit. The record is from RefSeq and is marked provisional. Gene Ontology annotation, biological process: translational elongation. The coding region runs from base 75 to 416 and encodes 113 amino acids. Lineage: Eukaryota; Metazoa; Chordata; Amphibia; Anura; Pipidae.
CCUGAUCUGUAUCCGGCGGCUAGCACCCUGUCACUCAGCCAUCCGCGUCCCGCUCCGCGUUAUACAGCUCAGCAAUGGCCUCCGUAUCCGAGCUCGCCUGCAUUUACUCCGCUCUCAUCCUCCAUGAUGAUGAAGUCUCCAUCACGGAGGACAAGAUCAGCACCCUCAUCAAAACUGCAGGAGUCACCAUAGAGCCAUUCUGGCCCAGCCUGUUUGCCAAGGCUCUUGCCAACAUUAACAUCGGUAGCCUGAUCAGCAACGUUGGUGCCGGCGGUGGAGCUCCGGCUGCUGGUGGCGCAGCCCCAUCUGCAGCAUCUGCUGGAGGAGCAGCACCAGCUGAGGAGAAGAAGGAAGAAGAGAAGAAGGAAGAAUCCGAGGAGUCUGACGAUGACAUGGGCUUCGGUCUCUUUGAUUAAGACCAUUUUGUAAGAGGAUCUUAUAAUAAAAGAAAAAAGAACCAUCA